Messenger RNA from Brachypodium distachyon (stiff brome), 1356 nucleotides. Its product is annotated as homeobox-leucine zipper protein HOX4. The transcript has 3 exons. Gene Ontology annotation, cellular component: nucleus. Gene Ontology annotation, biological process: positive regulation of DNA-templated transcription. The coding region runs from base 397 to 1149 and encodes 250 amino acids. Gene Ontology annotation, molecular function: sequence-specific DNA binding; DNA-binding transcription factor activity, RNA polymerase II-specific. The record is from RefSeq and is a predicted model, not a curated record. NCBI's taxonomy places the organism in Eukaryota, Viridiplantae, Streptophyta, Magnoliopsida, Poales, Poaceae.
UAUUACGCACACGGAAAUGCGGCACGCAGACUUGCGCAAACAGAAAGGAAGCCGGAAAGGAAACAGAGAAAGAGUCCAGUCCACACUCCCACUCCCCUUCCUCCCCUCCCAGUUCUUCUUCCUCGGAUCGUGAGAAAUCGCGCAAGAAAUUAAUUCGCGUUCGUAGAGGGAGCAUUUUGAUUGGGGUUCAAGGACGGAGACGAGGGUACAUGGUGUUGCUCAUGGAUCAAAGCGUGGACGAAAGAACGGGGAUGGAUCAGCAUUGGAGACACGCUAGCGCUUCUUCUGCCCGUUCGUUCCUCGUGCUCUCGCAGUAAGAGAGUCGGGACCCUCUGAAUUCCAGCGGACCUCGUCACGAAGCGACCCGGCGGCGGAAGCUCCUCCUCCCUCCUCCAGAUGGCCAAUCCUAACGAUAUGGAUUACGGCGUGGUCGGGAUGGAGACGGAGGGGGACGCGGAGGAGGAGAUGAUGGCGUGCGGCGGCGGCGGCGGGGGAGGGGAAAAGAAGCGGCGGCUGAGCGCGGAGCAGGUGCGCGCGCUGGAGCGGAGCUUCGAGGUGGAGAACAAGCUGGAGCCGGAGCGCAAGGCGCGGCUGGCGCGCGACCUCGGCCUGCAGCCACGCCAGGUCGCCGUCUGGUUCCAGAACCGCCGGGCGCGCUGGAAGACCAAGCAGCUGGAGCGCGACUACAACGCGCUGCGCCAUUCUUACGACGCCCUCCGCCUGGACCACGACGCGCUCCGCCGCGACAAGGACGCCCUCCUCGCCGAGAUCAAGGAGCUGAAGGGGAAGCUGGGGGACGAGGAUGCCGCGGCGAGCUUCACGUCGGUGAAGGAGGAACCGGCGGCGUCCGACGGUCCGCCGCCCGCGGGUAUGGGAUAUUCCGACAGCGACUCCAGCGCGGUGGUGAACGAUACGGACGCGACCGGCGCCACGCCGCCGGCGGAGUUGCCAGCACCGGAGGUGGGCACGCUUCUCGUCGCACCCUGCGCAGCGGCGGCGGGGCACGGCGAGGUGUUCUUUCACGGGAAUUUCCUCAAGGUGGAGGAGGACGAGACGGGGUUCCUCGACGACGACGAGCCGUGCGGGGGUUUCUUCGCCGACGAGCCGCCGCUGGCGUGGUGGACCGAUCCCACGGAGCACUGGAAGUGAGGCCGAGACAGAGAGAUAGGCUUUGGGAGCUUGUCGGGAGACGCCUUGUGCGGCAGGAAUAAUGAAUUCGCGAACAAAGCGAGGGCUUUUCUGCAAAUUUUGUAAAUCUUAAUUUCAGCUGGAGUAGUAGUUCUUUUCUGUCAAUUCUCCGCGCUUGCUUGCUAGGCCAGCAGUAGCAUUUGCUACUUUUUCCUCUCCGAUCCAAAA